AUUAAUUUAAUAACUUUAUAAAAUACGAUGUUAUCGUGGUUUCUUGUAACAUUGUCUAUUUUAAUACAAUUAUUUCAAGUGUCUUAUAAACUGCAGUUCGUAAAGGUUAGCAAAAAAUGUCCUUUCUUACGCGAUUUAUUUUAAUCCUAUGCAUCAGCACAGUAUUUGGAGGAAAACCAAUUAAACAUGAAUCAAAACCCGCUAAAACUGUAGAAAAAGAUACUAUAAUAGAAUCAAAUGACCGUGUUAUAAAUCAUAAAGUAGAUAAAACUCAUGAAUUUAAAGACAAUGGAAGUUAUAAAGGAACCACUGCUAAUAGAACAAAAAGUUUAUCACAAAAACCUAAACAAGCUGAUACAGAAAUUAAAUUAGAACAUGAGGAUUAUAAAAUUUCAGAAACUAAUCCAAAUAUCAGCAUACCAGAAACUGUUGCACGGAACGCCAGAUAUGGAUCAAAUAUUAUAACGAUUAUGUCUAAAAGAACAGAUCCAGGAACAGCAAUAGACCAGGAUACUAAAAUUGCUGAAAAUCACGCCAAAUCUGUUAAAGAAAACAUCAAAAAUCGAUCAACGAACAUUAUAACUUUAUCAAAAAAAUCUAAACAAAAAGAGGCAGAAUCAAAAGCAUUUAACAAAGAUCCAAAAAGACCAGGAGAUUUGACAAAUGAUAAUUUAGAAAUAGGUAAAAGUGGUGGGAUGCGUAACGCUAGAUCCACGCAUAAUGUAACAAUUAUCUCUGAGCAUAAUAAUUUACUAAGUGUUUUGAUGGACAUGAUAAGUAGACUGAUGCAAUCCAGGGGGUUUAGUUUGUCGGAACAGAAUUGGAAUGUGGUCUCAGCCUUAUUUGAAGCUUUUUUAUCAGUCUUGUUCGGACCCAAUAUACAUAUUUGGUGGCCGUUGUUUACCAGAAUACUUGUUACAGUUAUGAAGGUACUGACAUGAUACCCGUAGAGAAUACCGCGAAAUUUUGGAUAUAAUAUUGUC
Molecule: messenger RNA, 983 nt
Organism: Maniola jurtina (meadow brown)
Lineage: Eukaryota; Metazoa; Arthropoda; Insecta; Lepidoptera; Nymphalidae
Exons: 3
Coding region: 117-941 (274 amino acids)
Source: RefSeq, a predicted model, not a curated record